Molecule: messenger RNA, 2239 nt
Organism: Morone saxatilis (striped sea-bass)
Lineage: Eukaryota; Metazoa; Chordata; Actinopteri; Moronidae
Product: signal-transducing adaptor protein 1-like
Exons: 10
Coding region: 390-1580 (396 amino acids)
Biological process (GO): cell surface receptor protein tyrosine kinase signaling pathway; positive regulation of B cell receptor signaling pathway
Molecular function (GO): protein kinase binding; signaling adaptor activity
Source: RefSeq, a predicted model, not a curated record
GGGAUAUAAAUCUUUGUGCCCAGGUUCAAAGUACAAAAGUGAACUUUUAUUUGGGAUAUUUUGUGCUAACUACUUCCUACUUUAUAAAUCACUGCAGCGCUUCCUCAUUCUCAGAGUCGAAGCAGCACUCGACUGAAGGAAAAGGGGGGAGAAUAUCUUAUCAGUGCAGGUUUAUAGAUCAAUAAUCAUAUCAGGGAAGACUCGAGGAGAAUUUAUUAGUGCUUUCAGAGCCGGCGAAGAAACAACAAGGAACAAAACCUUCUCAGGACCCAGCUGGACUGUUUAUUCAACGUCAAUGAAUUCACUGCUGGACAAACAGAAGUGAAGUGAACCAAAGCUGAACCAAACCAGGCCAGAAGAAACACACAGAUUUGACCGAGUGUUGGAAGAUGUCUUUGCACCCCAGAGUCGUCUACAAGAGGAGGGAGACUAUCACAGCUCUGCCUCUCUAUUACUCUGGAGACCUGCUGAAGAAAUACAGCAAAGAGAAGGAUUUUAAGAAAUACUACGGAGAGCUGCGGGGAGCCACACUCUUUCUGUACGAGGAUGACACACAGGAUACGUAUACAGAGAAGCUGGACCUGGAGCAGCUGAAGUCCAUGGAGUUAGAUUCUCCAAAUCAGAGGAAGGCGGCAACUAUCUUCAAUCUCACGCUGCACACAGACGAUGUGCAGCUAAAGCUGGACAAUCCUGACACAGCAGAGGAGUGGAAGGGUUACAUCCUGACUGUUAUCAAAAAAGAGAUUCCCAAUAAGAUGCAGCUGCUGCCUGGCCAGCUAUUGCAGCUGAAGGAGUUUCUGGCUCAGGAGAAGAGAAGAAAUCCCCCCGCGCCACUGCCACCACUCCCACCCCGACCGUCUUUCCUAGCCUCACCCUCAGCCUCACCCUCAGCCUCACCCUCCCCUGCACCGCCCAAAGUCCACCCUGAUGUUCCUGCGUGUUUCUUCAAUGUGAAUCGGCAGGAGGCCGAGCGGAUGUUGGAAGCAAAUCCUGAGUAUGGAAGCAUGAUCCUCCGCCCGUCCACCCUGGCCAACAACUACGCCCUGACACUCAGACAACUGAUGCCCAGUGGGCCUGUCAUGAAGAACUACAGAGUGACCUCCAUAAACACUGGGUUCAUCAUUGAACUGGACACAGCAGUGACGGUGUCCUCCUUGAACGAUGUACUUAAAUACUUCAUUGAAAAGACAGAGUACCGUCUUCAUCCCUACAUGUUGUCCCAGCCCUACGACACUAGCAUCGACGCAUCACCUGCUCCAAAGUGCAUCAGCAUCACCUCACCUACACCUAAAAUGGUACCCAAGGCACAAGUGGCACCGAUGCUGCGGUCAAAAACCAAAGACGAGCUCCUGCCCCCUCCAACCAAGCCAGAGGAGAGUGAAUAUGUGGUUCCUGACGCUCCUGAUGAUCACCAACUAAAGCUAGGACAGUUCGACGGAGAGCUUCGUGAAGUUUUAAAAUUACGGAGGGAAAUCAUCUACUCUGCAGCUGACGAGGAGGAAGCCACCACCUAUGAGAAUCAAAGCAAUAAAAAAUCCCACUCAAGCGCAGCACAGUGGGCCACAAAGACUGCAGAGUGAGGCACAUAUUCUUGUUGGCUUCACAAGAACGUCACGGGUCUGUUAAUGUUUAACUUUCAACUUAAACAUUAGCUGAGAGAUUGCAUGCUCCUCUGUGGAUGUGACAACAUUCCUCCACCUUUAUUGGAAAUCUUUCACAAAUGCACUCCAAAGUUUAAAAAUGUGUGCCAGUUAAAUUUAAAUGGGACAAGUUUUCAGUUUCUUAAAAUAGGACUCUCAAACUGAAAAUUAGGCUUUAACUAUUUUGCUGGAAAAACAAAAUUCUGAAUAUUUAUAUGUAUAUCAAAAAUGUGCUUGAAACUGCCUGUGUUUAUGUUGACAAGUUGCACAGUUCGGUACAGCUUGCUACAUGUUGAAUGUGAAAUAACAAAACUAAGAGUCUAGCAGCUCUGUGAGGCUGCAUAAUUAGGAAGAGAAGUGGAGGUAAACCCGUACCCGUAACCAAGACGCCAAACUAGAGGCUUCAAAACGGCGGUGACGUCACGGUGGGUUUAAACUUGCCCUAAACACAAUAUCGGCAGAGGCUGGUGGGAAAGUCAUUGCAUUAUGUUUGGUCAGACCAACACUCUGGACAAUAUAAACAUUUGACCCUGAUGAUGUUUUCAUUAGUUUAUAAUCACCCGAAUAUAAGAAUCGUUGUAUUUUCGUUACCUUAGAAU